Messenger RNA from Scomber scombrus (Atlantic mackerel), 3435 nucleotides. Its product is annotated as EGF-containing fibulin-like extracellular matrix protein 1. The coding region runs from base 183 to 1553 and encodes 456 amino acids. The transcript has 11 exons. The record is from RefSeq and is a predicted model, not a curated record. NCBI's taxonomy places the organism in Eukaryota, Metazoa, Chordata, Actinopteri, Scombriformes, Scombridae. Gene Ontology annotation, molecular function: calcium ion binding.
AGUGCUGCUUGCACUCCAACAAACCAUCUGACAUCCACUGCACAGUUUGCAGGAUAAAAAGGCUUCGCGCGCUCUUGGAUCUGCAGCAAAACAAAACACAAACCAAGGACGUUUUUCUUCUGCACGCCAAGAGAGUUGGAGAUCUGCAGGUAAUUCCAGUGCCGCUCCGACGGUUCGUCGACAUGCUGGGGAUCUGCGUCUUUCUUUGUGCGCUUCUCACACACGUCCUCUCUCAGGAGGCUGAGGAGCCCAUCUCCUACACAUGCACAGAAGGGUAUGAAUAUGACCGUGUGAGGGAACAGUGCAGAGACAUCGACGAGUGUACCUUGUUAGAUGAUGCUUGCAAAGGGGGGAUGCAGUGUAUUAACCACUUCGGUGGGUACCUCUGCCUCCCCAAGAGCGCCGUCAUCUAUAUCAGUAAGGACGGUGAGCAGGUGCCACUGCCAGAUCCUGUCCCCCCUGUUCCUCCAGUCCCACCAAGCCUACCACACCUCCCACGGGUGUUGCCAGGUGGCAGGAUCUCUCAGCCUAGCCGGACCAUUCGUUGUGCACCCGGAUUCACUGCAGAUGACCAGAACCUAUGCAGAGACAUAGACGAAUGUGCGACAAGCAGACACACUUGUGGCCCUGAACAGACUUGCUACAACACCAGAGGCUCCUACACCUGCCAGUGUCCUACUGGCUUCCAAAGGAAUGGAGACCACUGUGUAGACAGAGAUGAGUGUGCCCUGACACACUACUGCAUGCAUAAUUGUGUGAACACCCAAGGCUCUUACUAUUGUGAGUGCAACGCAGGUCACAAGUUAGCCAGCAACAACCACAGCUGUGUUGAUGUGAAUGAAUGUGAUGUGCAGACUCCCUGUCAGCACCACUGCUACAACCUGAUUGGCUCAUUCCUUUGCCAGUGUGACCAGGGCUAUGAGCUGGCCCAAGACAUGGUCUCCUGCCAAGACAUUGAUGAAUGCAGCUUCUCCAGCUACAUGUGUCAGUACCAGUGCAAUAACAGUCCAGGCAGCUACUCCUGUGAGUGUCCAGAAGGAUAUCAGCUCCAGGGGAAUAGGUUAUGUCAAGACAUAAACGAGUGUGAGACGGGGACCCAUAACUGCCAAGAUGAUGACAUGUGCUGGAACUAUUAUGGAGGCUUCCGCUGCUAUCCUAGAGACCCCUGCGAGGCGCCUUACACCAAAACCUCUGAAAAUCGUUGUAUCUGUCGGUCUCAGACUGAAUGCCAGGGUCUCCCUCCAUCAAUUGUCUACAAGUACAUGAGCAUCCAGGCAGACCGUACUGUGCCAGCGGACAUCUUCCAGAUCCAAGCCACCAACAUCUAUGCCAAUACACACAACACCUUCAGGAUCAAAGCUGGGAAUGAGGGUGGGGAAUUUUUUCUUCGGCGUUCCAGCAAUGUGAGUGCCAUGCUGGUGCUAACCAAGCCUCUGUCAGGCCCGAGGGAGUACAUUGUGGACCUGGAGAUGAUCACUCAUCAUCUGACCAUGAACUACCGCUCCAGCUCACUGCUGCGACUCACCAUCAUAGUGGGGCCCUAUGCCUUCUGAGCUCCGCAGCUCCCAGCAGCCUAACAUAAGUCUGGUUCAGCAAACAUAACAGUGUAACACAGCAGAUGCCUGUAUCAGCAUAACAUACUGUACAUUUUCAUACAUUACAUGCAUACAACAUAUAACAGAGGCUGUCCCAGGUCAGCAGCACAGCACUUACAAUAGGCUUGCUCAUGACAGUCUAGAUGACGCUGUAAUGUGACCACUGGGCAUCUUUUUCUAUCAAGGCGCAGGAAGCAUUAUAAUGUUUUCUAUCAAGGUGCAGGAAGCAUUAUAAUGAAUAGUUUUAGGGUUCAAGCACUUAACAUCUAUAAAGUUGAAACAUUUUUGACUUUAAGUGCCUGAAGUGGAUCCAAGAAAGGCAGAAAAAGGUGCUGGAUUCAGCAUUUUCACUUGUAGUACUUGUUUGCUGCAUUUGUACAAAAAAUUGGGAACAGAGUAAUGGCACUCAGAAAAAGAGGCCUAGUGGACACACAUCCUAACUGUGAUGAAUUUUUGAUGCAGCUGUACCUACAUUUAUCACUUUGUUCAGACCACAACUGCUUACAGUAAACCUGUGUGUGCAUCAAUGAAGCACUCUUUUAUAAGUAAGAGGGGGGGAAAAAAUAAAAUAUUUUCUAUAUAAAUGUACAUGAAAACUAUCCAGUAUGAGCAGCUUUUGAGGCAAAAUCAUUUACAGACCUUUUAAAUCACAGCUUCUGUUGAAAAAUGUUGUAGGGGUUAGUGCUGCUGCGCCAUGCUAUUCAUGCAAGUUUGUGUAUAGUUUUACUCAUGAGUAAUAAUUUCCAAAGAAGUCCAGAACAGUUCAGAAGUGUAAAGGGAGGGAAUUUGCCAGUGAGUUGAGUGAGUACUAAACUUUGUACGACAACAGGCUUGAUGCUCAUAGACUUUGCUCCCAGGAGUGAAGUCAUGUACAUACCUAGGUAACAAAUCUGUGUGUUGUGUGUGUGUGUGUGUGUGUGUGUGUGUGUGUGUGUGUGUGUGUGUGUGUGUGUGUGUGUGUGUGCGUGUGCGUGCGUGUGUGUGUGUGACUGCCUUUUUUAAUGCAUGCAAGCAAGUGGAAGUGUGAUACACAGAGGGAGAGAGAGAGGGAAAGAGUGAGAAAGAGCUUGUUCGCUGCCCUGGGUUUCUGUGGAUGUGGUUGAGCUGUUUAUGUGUUUCUGUGAUGCAGUCUUAACAGCCCUCGGUCAGAGAGGCAAUAACAGUGAGCCUCGAACUCAAGAACACGCACAGGAAAUGUCGGCUUUCAUAACACACCUUGGCAUGAUGCACUUCUGUGCUUGCUUAAAGCCGACUGACCGCUUCACUGGUGCCACAGUUAUUCUCCAGAGGAACAGCUGGGCCUUCUAAUGUCGGUCCCAGGCAACAAGUCACACUGGCACCAGGCUGACUUGCGUGAUUGAGAUAAUUACAGUGCUUUGCCCUGUAGCUGGUGCAUGUGGGACACAGGGGAUUAUUAAAGUGUUAAUACAAUGCCACCACACUUUUGGCAGAAAUCUUUCACUACCUGCUUUUGCCUUUCAUGACUCCAUGUGUCUAUUCUGGCUUAUUGCUGAAACACUGUACACUGUGAACACGCAGCACUGAAAACCACAUUAACCAGUGCAGUAUGUUAUUGGACUCGUCACCACUUUUUUGUGCAGAACAGUACAGAAAGUUAUCCAUCUUUCAUGUGGUUUCAGCCGUAGUGCCUUAGAGGUAUAAACACAAACAAUAUAACACUAAUCUAAUCAUUCAUGCUGUCAAGACUUCCUUCAAUGAAAUGCCUAAUGUUUUUUUUCCUCUUCUAUUUAAAAUAUAUUUUUUCAUAUGUAUCUUAUAUUGAUUGUACUCUGAAGAGCAAAAGUUAUAUUGUUGAAUAAAAUAUGAUGGAUAAAUGGGA